This is a messenger RNA of Metarhizium brunneum ARSEF 3297, 2727 nucleotides long. RefSeq names its product Ubiquitin carboxyl-terminal hydrolase MIY1 (gene YP191). The record is from RefSeq and is a predicted model, not a curated record. Lineage: Eukaryota; Fungi; Ascomycota; Sordariomycetes; Hypocreales; Clavicipitaceae. Gene Ontology annotation, biological process: protein K48-linked deubiquitination. Gene Ontology annotation, cellular component: cytosol; cell periphery. Gene Ontology annotation, molecular function: cysteine-type carboxypeptidase activity; cysteine-type deubiquitinase activity; K48-linked deubiquitinase activity.
AUGGUGUCCCAAGAGCUGCCCAAACACGACACGGCAGCUCCCUCUGCCGAUUCAGCCCAGCCGCUUCAUCCACAACAACAAUAUCCACAGCAACCGUCCCAGACACCAUGGCCCGACGAUCCCAGCGAAGCCAUAUGGGAGCAUGUCGGCGUAGAAAGAGGCAGCUCUGGAACGCCAGCUUGCCCUCCCCCCUCGCACCCCGUGGCAAACACACCACCGCCAGGCAACAGCCUGACCAGCCAGGGCGACGCCGACGAGAAUGUCUGGGACGAAGCUAAACGACAACAGCCCAGCCAGGCCGAAACAAACAGUCCAGGGCAGAUUCCAGAUAUACUCAGACCUGGCGGCAAUAGAGCUGCCACGAACCCAUUUCUGAAGAGGAAACCAGUACCUCAGACACCGGAGGCUAUGCCGACCGAAGCCUUCUCCAAGCUGAGCGUUGACGACGCCAGCCAAGAUGCCAAUCCGUGGCAGCAAGUCGUCGACAGUCAAAGGACUCACAUGGGUCAUCCUACUCCGCAGCCGCGACCAGUCACAGCUGACGGCAUCGAGAGUGAUCCGUGGGCCGCUAAUAUCGACGAGCCAUCCAUCUCGCAGCCAAGCAUCCCUCCCAAGUCUCCAGCUUUGAUAUCGCUAAAAUCAGACAAUGAUGACCAACCCGCCUGGAAAGACGAGCUUGUCAACAACGGUGACCAAACUGUCAUCGAGUCACCACCGACUGCCGUGGCCGACGAACUACUGCAUCAGAAUGUCUGGGACGAUCUCGGUGCAUUUGACAAGGGAAAGGCCAAGGUGCAACAACUCUCGGCGCCCGGUCACGCCGCCCAGAUCGACGACUGGAGCCUCAUUGACGCCGAAUCAUGCUCAACCCCGUCGAAACACGCAAAAGAGGAUGAGAGUGCAGAUGAGAGGCCGCCUUUGCCAGCACGAUCCACAGGCCUACAGCAGAAAUGGGUUCCCUCGCGACCGCCCGUUGAUGCCAAAGCCGAGACUUACCAAGUGAAGAAUAUCCGAUGGCACGAUGCAAAGUCUCAACAGAAUCCUCGAACGUCGCCCAUACUAAUCCAGAACGAGAACGGCCCUUGCCCCCUGGUGGCACUGGUCAACGCCUUGACCCUGACAACACCGGCUGACAAUCCCGACACCACCUUUGUGCAGGUCCUCAGGUCGCGGGAGCAAAUCAGCCUGAAUUUGCUUCUCGACGCAGUCCUGGACGAGCUCAUGUCACCACGACGUACAAACUCGGAAGAUGCCCUGCCGGACGUGUCCGAUCUGUAUGCUUUCUUGCAAAGCCUGCACACCGGCAUGAAUGUCAACCCUCGGUUUGUGCCGACCCCAGCAAUGGUCGACGCCUACAAGCGGACUUCUCUGACACAUCUGCACCCCACGGAGCGAGGAAACCUCAUCCCGGGGACGUUUGAGAACACAAUGGAGAUGAGCCUCUAUGCGGCAUUCUCUAUUCCACUAAUACACGGCUGGCUGCCAUCACAAACGGACCCUGCGUACAGCGCCCUGGAACGGCAGGCUGGCUCAUAUGAAGACGUGCAGAACUUGUUGUUCCGCGAAGAAGAGCUCGAGGAAAAGCUUGCUUCGCCUACUGGGCUUACGGAGGAUGAGCAGCAGCUAUACCAAGACAUUGUGACUAUUAAAAUGUUUUUAAGCGCAUCAGCUACUCAACUGACGGCGUGGGGCAUCGAAGUCAUAGGAAAGGCGAUGCGCCCAGGCACGUUUGCCAUUCUUUUUCGAAACGAUCACUUCAGCACCUUGUAUUGUCACCCGCAAACACUGCAGCUGCUCAGUCUUGUGACUGACGCCGGCUACCGAACCCACGAUGAAGUUGUCUGGGAAAGCCUCGUGGAUGUCAAUGGGGAACGGACCGAGUACUUGUCCGGGGACUAUCGUCUCAUCGGACUGACGCAUGAGGCUGGACCAAGCACCAACCUGAACAGCUCGACGACUGACCACGGCGGCCAGUGGACAACCGUACAAAACAAGCGUGGCAAGGGAAGACAGCAGGAUGAAGAGACGGGGUCGGCAGUCUCGCCGCACGAGCAAGAAGAUCGAGAUUUGGCGCUUGCCUUGCAACUCCAAGAGGAAGAGGACCAAAAACAUCGCGAGGAACAGGCUCGCCGUCAGCGAGAGAGGGCCCUGUCUGAGCAAUACAUUGAACAGCAGGGCCACCGGCCUGCCCCCGUCAACCGAGAUCGAAGGCGCACUUCUACUCCCGGACACGGCGGCAUCGCCCCGGAAAGGCGUAGCUCGAAUACCUACAGCGUCCCGGUUACAACAAGCACAUCGCACCCGCAACAAUCUGGCAUCUCGCAGCCUCUGCAGCCGCAGCAGCAGCAGGCACCAGUACAACAACAAGUCGUCAGGCCGCUUGUACCGCCCCGUCGGCCCGGCGUGACUCGUCGAGCAGAAUCGAAUGGAGACGACGCGCCGCCGUCCUAUGAGCAGGCAGCGCAAGCUGCGGCUUAUAUCCCGCCCGUGGGACACCCGAGCCACUCGCAGAGUAGCACGGCAUUAUCUAGGCAGACGUCGGCGAGCGUCGAGCCAUCUGCUGCUGCCAGUCAGGUCCAGGGCGUUGCCGGUCAGCCGUUGAUAUCAGUCGACCCGCCUACGAAUUUCGUUCCGGGUUCGCACAGCCAGCGGGCGUCCAUGUCAUCCAGCUCGAGGCGACAGGCUGUGGGCCACGGCGGGCGAGACAAGGAUUGUGUGGUGAUGUAG